AUGGGGUUUUCUUUUCGUAUAUUGAUAGUUGCGCUUCUAUAUUGUACUUCCACAUCCGCCAAACACUGUGAUAAAAGCGAAUUUGUUUAUGAGUAUACGAAAUGUGAUAACAAUGGCCAAAGAUGGAGAGUAGCUCUUCCAAAAUUCCACAGCCUUCAGUGUGACAACAUUCCUUCUCUCCAAGAUGGGGUCAACUGCAGUAAGUAUAUUUUAAUAUUUUUUAAUAAAAACUUACAAUGUUUCACUAAUUGUUAAUUAAGGUUUUUCAUGCCCGGCGGGUUACUAUCUGAACAUGGAGAAUCAGCAAUGUAUGGGAUGCCCAGCAGGUGCUUUCUCUUGAAAUCAAUUCAUUCCUCUUGUUUAGGGUCAUAUAGCCUCGGGGAUGGAGUUAGAUACGAUGGAUUCAGCGGUUUGCCGGAAGGAUUCUCUAUUGAAAACUUUGUGGAUGACUCUGCACAAUUAUUUGGGACAUCGCAAAGUUAUACAUGUCCAAAAAGGUAGAUCAGACAGAAAUUUCUUUCUGUUUUUAUAUGGUAUGUUUAAUCAUUGCGUCAUCUUUAAGCUCGGGCUGGGUGGUGGAAGAUGGAGAGCUCAGGUAUAACCCAACCUCAUGUGUAUCUCGACUCAGCAUCUCUGUUCAUCUUGUGAAAGAUGGCUAUGUUGAGAUCUUUUACCAACUUCCAAAGAAUCGGCAUUCUCUUGUUAGUGAUUUGGUCAUAAGAAAUGAGCAAUGCGAGAGUUAUGGGUGGGAAUAUUUUUAAAACAUUUCAGUGUUUAGAGCUCCUGAAGUAUUUAAAAAACGCAGACCAGUGGACGAAGACAUUUCGACCGGCAACGAUUGGCAUCUGAAGCGCUUUAAUGUGAGACGAGGCCAGAAUCUGAUAGUCUGGACAAUUGUGUCCAACAAAGAACUGACCACUCUUGCUGAUGUUGUGAGGGUACCCAGGAUUGACAUAAUUGGAUUACCCUUUACGCCUGUUUGCACUCAAUGUCCAGCUGGAAGUUACAGUAAUCCCAAAUCAUCACAAUGUUUCGGCUGCCAGGCUGGAUUCUUCAGCAUCAAGGGGUCACCGUCGUGCACAGCUUGUGGAGUUAACGAAUAUUCUGGUAGGACUAUUAAACAUUCAUCUAUUCAUAUCAUAGGACCAAAAUCUGGCAAAUGUUUAACCCGCCCUACCUGUCAAACUCUCGAUUUUUAUCCAGUCUACGGUAAAUGUGAUGAUGGGAAGUUGAAGGUGCAUCAGGCAAAGGGGGAGCCCAAUGUUUGCAUCAAUGCAAACCAGCAGGUACUUUUAUUUGGCUGUUGUAUAUAUUCUAGACACCAUCUUUAUCUUCUGAACCCUGCUUUAAAUGCCAUGCGGGGACUAAAAGACAAGAAGGAGUGUGCGUAGCUUGUGCAAAAGGAGAGUUUUCUGACGGUGAAAGUUGCAACAAAUGCCCCAACUCCACAAUUCCUGAAUACGGUCUCUAUUAUACAAAUUGGGAGAGAAUGCCGGAAGCAAUGGGGUCGGGAUGUGAGUAUGUAAUGGCAGAAGAUCUGGGGGAUUGCCCCGUUAAAAAUGGAUGGAUUCCCUACGGUAAUCGGAUUGAAAGUUCGAUGACUCGUGCUCGAGGCGUAGCUCUAGAGUUGUCGUUGAAUGUGACUUACGGAUUUUUUGAUCCGUUGCGGAGUUCUGAUGUGAAAUUAAGUGCAUCUGAUCCUGUGGCUAGGCUUGAUUUUGAAUUCGAACUUCAAUGUCGCGACGCAAGCUGCCAAUUAUACGUUGUUUUGGUCGAUCUGGUAAGUAAAAUAUCUAGCAAACGUAAGCCGGAUUUAAAGAGCGAGACGGAAAAAAGAGAUGGAUUUAAAUUUCUGGAAGCCUUCAGCGGCAGCCAGAAGAGGCAAGUGAAGUCCUAUUCCAUCAUCAAAAAGUCCCCCGUCAAACUUGUCUUUGCCUUUAUGAGAUCAGGCGCCAGUCGGGGAGAUGAUGCCCUCGGGGACAAAGCUGUUAUGUAUGCCCUAAACCUCACUAAUGUUGCUGAUCAGACUAAAAAAGGGAAUAUUGGUGGGGCCAGAAGGUGUCGGCCUUGUCCAUCAAUCAAAGGAAGCAACGGAGAAUGCAAGCCCUGCCCUCCAGGGCAUUUCAUCCAAGAAAAGGUAUACUGUAAUGUCAUACAUAGUACAUUUUAUUUUAUGAUUUUACAGACUAAUGAAUGCGUUAAAUGUCCCGAUGGAACUGCCUUAAAUACAACCUCAAAUAAAUUAGGAGUGGAGAGUUGUGUUAAAUGCCCUGAAAAUAUGGGAUCAGUGGGUCAAAGCGAAUGUGGAUUUACUGGGAACAUGGACUUGGAUGUUGAAGGGAAGAAGUUGCACUUUGAUCUGACCCCAUUAAAGAAUCAGUAAGUUGAUCUUUUACAGCUCUCUUGACAUUCGUUACUUAAUUUUUUCAAUAUGAGAUGCGGGUAUUUGGGUAUAUACCCGGAUAUAUACCCCGUCCUAACCCCACUCCGGAGAAGCGCGGCUGCCCCAAUCCUUGGCAUUGAGACUAUUUGAAAUUACAUGUUUUCAGCCCAUUAACAGCCAGCGGGAUUAAGGUAUUUCCUCGAGAAGGGAGUUCGUAUUAUCAUUCCUUCAAUAUCAGCAUAUUCAAUGAACCUGUGGUUUGUCAAGACAGCUAUGACAGUGGCCUUAUGGACUCAUUGGGUCCGUUGGGAAUCGACUUCCAAGUAUCCGAUUCCCGGCCAUUCUUUUGUAGAGCGACGGCAAUUCCUGGGGCUAAGAAGUUUAAUUCGACCAACAAGGUUUCCUUCGUAUCAUCAUUUAUGUAAGUUUCCAACUGCCAAAUUCUUAUCAAAGUCGGAUUGGUUUUUGAUUUCAGAAUAUCCUCAAAACUUGCAGUCAUCACUCAAAACAAGACAUACAAGGGAUUCCGGCUUGAAGACAAACAGCUCGAAUACGGUAAUAGUAACCUGUAAUCCAAAGAAGACAAUUCAGACCUGUCUGCAAGGUCGUCUUCACGACCCAUUGAUGUUCAUUUUUUCUUCGAACCGAGUCCCAGUAAGAGCUCGAGUUGUCCAAAUGGGACAAUUGGCGUGGUUACAACCAGAUGUGAGCCCUUGGUCGUCACAUCGCCAGAAGUGCGGCUCUCUCGAAAUUGUCCUGAUGGUACCUGUGAUGGAUGUCUCUUCCAUGUUAUAAUUGAGAGUUCAUUUGCUUGUCCUAUUUGUGAUCCUUCAGACUUUGAUGAGAUUAAAGGUGAAUGUUUGGAGGGGAAACAAAAGAUCCAUUCCAUACCGUCAAAGUAAGUUCAAUGCGCUUUAAUGGGAAUAUUCUGCCUAUUACUACGUACCUAUCACGCCCCAUGUUUUAGGCAUUGUGUUCUGAGUGGAAUGCAAAGCCGACAGCGCGUAGAAGCUUGCUCGAAUGUCAACUCCAAUGUGAAACUUCUGUUUAUUUUGGCUGCCCUGUUGAUCUUAUUCCUUGUUUUGAUCAUCGUCGCUUUCCAUCGACGAAACAAAACGUAAGAAAAUUUGUAAAUAAAAAACCUUUAAGACUGGAAUAUCGAUACAUGAGGAUUGUGGAAGGGAAAGAACCGGAUGAUGUGAAUAGCUGUGGUCUGACCAGUGAUGAGGAGGAAGAGGAAGACGACAAAAACAGGACAAAGGUGUUCUUCAAGAAGAAGAACCAAAAAGAAGAGGGCAGUGUUCGCGUAUCCACCACGAGAACACCCAAAGGAGCUCUUCUCGACGCAGAAACCAACGAUUUCCUAUCCGAUGACUCAUCUUAA
Bursaphelenchus xylophilus (pine wood nematode) is the source of this 3767-nucleotide messenger RNA. Lineage: Eukaryota; Metazoa; Nematoda; Chromadorea; Rhabditida; Aphelenchoididae. The record is from the annotation of a GenBank genome assembly.